CGACCUCUGCCUGCGUCACUUCCUGCCGGCCCGUCGGUUUCCGGAUGAGACGAGGAGCCAGAUAGGGGAGUUGUACAUCACCACACCUGCUGUCCAGGAGUCAGAGGAGGAAGUGCCCUCGAAGGAAGCAUGGAUUGCAAGCCCGGUUGGCAGCCAGGGAGGACACACACGCCUUGCAGGCAUCUUACCUUGGAAACAGCACACUUGGCUUCCCCGUCAUCUUCGAACGCGAGGUAGUCCCAGUUUCAGCACGUCCUCCACAGAGACCAGCGGGCCAGGCUUCUUCUUUCAAGGCGUCUCUGUAAAGCCUGUGGAGAGGCAGCCAUUCCGGAAGUAAAUAAUAAAGCGUCAGCCGCCUGAGAGUGGACUGCAUGGCCAAGUGACUCGUGAAGAUUUUUAAGGAAGAAUGGUAAAAAACUGAAGAAAAGGCACAUCCCUGAAGCACCACCAGUGCCAUCUAGGAUUUUUGAGCAGCUGAAAGAAGAUAGUUCUGAAAAUGGGUGACGCGGCUGUGGUGCCAGUGGCCCUAAGGAGCUGCUUGGAGGUCACGCGCUGUCUUAAGAUGCCUGUGCCACCUCUGCACAGACUCAGCUGCUGUAGACAGAUUUCACCCCAUUAACCGAAGCCAUGAUGGGAAUUUAGUGCUGUAGCCAUUCUACUCAGAUCUUCUGUGGAGAGAUUUUUUGAAUGUCAAGUAAGAUUCCUGCAUGUUAUUUCCUGAAUUGGGAGUUUACAAAGCUUCUAAGAAAACCACCAUGUUGAUAUCAUCACUGAAUUUGCUUUUAAGAAGAUGACUUACCAGAAAAGAAUACAUUUGAUAUCAGAGAUGAUCCCACAGGCAGAACGAAGGCACUUGCUCCGUUUCCUCCAAGCAGCACGUUAAGUGGAUUACUUGCCAGACUGCGACUUAAAAGGUUUGCUGUCUGGGAAGUGAGGAUGCCGAGUAGCGACCACCUCAUUGAAUUGUUGAGUUGAAUGAGUUUUGUUGUUUCUGAGAAUAUUAUGUGAGUGGAAUCAUGCGGUGUGUGACCCUUUGAGAUUGGUUUCGUUUCACUCAGCAAAUGCCGUUUGGAGCCAUUCACGAGGAGACAUCACAGCUUUCCCAGGUUGGGAGGAAAAAUAUGGAAUGUGUUUUACCGCUGACUGAACACAACCAAAUGAACUGUACUGACAGUAGUUUGAAAACCAGCAGUUAGCAGUUUGUUCAGGCUCUAACGUUGUCCAGCACUUUCCAGAGCAAACUCACUGUUUACAAGAACUCUCAGCCUUACAAAGUUUAAAACCUCAAGCUUUGUUUAUUUAAAAUAUUUCAGCAAAAGAAAAGUACCUGGAACCCACUUUCUAAAAUGGCCAUGGAUGAGUAUUUGUGGAUGGUCAUCUUAGGCUUUAUCAUAGCUUUUAUCCUGGCAUUUUCUGUUGGAGCGAAUGAUGUUGCCAACUCGUUCGGCACAGCCGUGGGCUCUGGCGUGGUGACCUUGAGGCAGGCAUGCAUCUUGGCUUCGGUAUUUGAGACCACUGGCUCCGUGUUAUUGGGGGCCAAAGUAGGAGAGACCAUUCGAAAAGGCAUUAUUGACGUGAACCUGUACAACGAGACGGUGGAGACCCUCAUGGCGGGGGAAGUCAGCGCCAUGGUCGGUUCAGCUGUCUGGCAGCUGAUUGCGUCCUUCCUGAGACUUCCGAUCUCGGGAACGCACUGCAUCGUGGGCGCCACCAUAGGCUUCUCGCUCGUCGCCAUCGGCACGAAAGGCGUGCAGUGGAUGGAGCUCGUCAAGAUCGUUGCUUCUUGGUUUAUAUCUCCACUGUUGUCUGGUUUCAUGUCUGGAGUGCUGUUUGUACUGCUCAGAAUUUUCAUCUUAAAAAAGGAGGACCCUGUUCCCAAUGGCCUCCGGGCACUUCCGGUGUUCUAUGCUGCUACGAUAGCAAUAAAUGUGUUUUCCAUCAUGUAUACGGGAGCCCCAGUGCUGGGCCUGGUCCUGCCCGCGUGGGCCAUCGUGCUCGUUUCCUUCGGCGUCGCGCUCCUGUUCGCCUGUUUCGUGUGGCUCUUUGUGUGUCCGUGGAUGCGGAGGAAAAUAGCAGGUAAAUUACAAAAAGAAGGUGCUUUAUCACAAGUCUCUGAUGAAAGCCUCAGUAAAGUUCAGGAAGUGGAGUCGCCAGUAUUUAAAGAGCUGCCAGGCGCCAAGGCUCACGAUGACAGUGUGAUCCCGCUCACGGGGCCGGCAGGGGAGACCGCCGGGACCUCGGAAGCCACAUCCAUGGGGAGCAACCCCCGGGUCGCAUACGGAAGGGCCCUUUCCAUGACUCACGGCUCUGUGAAAUCGCCCGUCUCCAACGGCACCUUCGGCUUCGACGGGCACACGAGGAGCGACGGCCACGUGUACCACACCGUGCACAAGGACUCGGGGCUCUACAAAGACCUGCUGCACAAAAUCCACGUGGACAGGGGCCCGGAGGAGAAGCCGGCCCAGGAGAACAACUACAGGCUUCUGCGCCGGAACAACAGCUACACCUGCUACACGGCCGCCAUCUGCGGGCUGCCCGUGCACGCCACCUUCAAGGCUGCCGACUCGUCCGCACCGGAGGACAGCGAGAAGCUGGUGGGGGACACGGUGUCCUAUUCCAAGAAGAGGCUCCGCUAUGACAGCUACUCGAGCUACUGCAACGCGGUGGCCGAGGCCGAGAUCGAGGCCGAGGAGGGCGGCGUGGAAAUGAAGCUGGCGUCAGAGCUGGCGGGCCCCGAGCAGCCGCGCGAGGACCCUGCGGAGGAAGAGAAGGAGGAGAAGGACACGGCGGAGGUCCACCUCCUGUUCCAUUUCCUGCAGGUCCUCACCGCCUGCUUUGGAUCCUUCGCUCACGGCGGCAACGACGUGAGUAAUGCCAUUGGUCCCCUCGUCGCCCUGUGGCUGAUUUACGAACAAGGUGCAGUAAUGCAGGAAGCAGCUACUCCUGUCUGGCUGCUGUUUUACGGAGGCGUUGGAAUCUGUAUGGGUCUCUGGGUUUGGGGGAGAAGAGUGAUCCAGACCAUGGGGAAAGACCUCACCCCAAUCACACCGUCCAGCGGCUUCACGAUCGAGCUGGCCUCGGCCUUCACGGUGGUGAUCGCCUCCAACGUGGGCCUUCCCGUGAGCACCACGCACUGCAAGGUGGGCUCGGUGGUGGCGGUGGGCUGGAUCCGCUCUCGGAAGGCCGUGGACUGGCGCCUCUUCCGGAACAUCUUCGUGGCCUGGUUUGUGACUGUGCCCGUGGCGGGGCUGUUCAGCGCGGCCAUCAUGGCGCUCCUUAUGUACGGGGUCCUGCCAUACGUGUGACCCGUCUUCUUGCAGCCGGAAACAGCUGGAGGGAUGGUCUGGUGUGGGUGCGUGGGAGGUGUGUGCACACGUCCCGGCCACGCGUGGCUCCCUCGUGACCAGUUCUCCACAUCCCUUUCAGGGGUUCCCCGCCAUGCCACUCACCAGGCUGCGGAGAUUCUCCUUCCAGAGCUAACCUGACUGCUGUACAUAACACUAUGUAUUACACGGUAUCGUGGUGACAUAAAGUGGUGCGGUUACUUACAUAUUGAAUAUAUAUUGUAUACAUAGAGUAGGUAGCAUUAUUUCAAACAUACGCAAAACGGGAGUGGAGAUCAUUGC
This is a messenger RNA of Propithecus coquereli (Coquerel's sifaka), 3626 nucleotides long. RefSeq names its product solute carrier family 20 (phosphate transporter), member 2 (gene SLC20A2). The record is from RefSeq and is a predicted model, not a curated record. Gene Ontology annotation, cellular component: membrane. The transcript has 17 exons. Gene Ontology annotation, molecular function: phosphate transmembrane transporter activity. Gene Ontology annotation, biological process: phosphate ion transmembrane transport. NCBI's taxonomy places the organism in Eukaryota, Metazoa, Chordata, Mammalia, Primates, Indriidae. The coding region runs from base 1347 to 3305 and encodes 652 amino acids.